Messenger RNA from Theobroma umbraticum, 1687 nucleotides. RefSeq names its product Calmodulin-binding protein. Gene Ontology annotation, biological process: regulation of salicylic acid biosynthetic process. NCBI's taxonomy places the organism in Eukaryota, Viridiplantae, Streptophyta, Magnoliopsida, Malvales, Malvaceae. The record is from RefSeq and is a predicted model, not a curated record. Gene Ontology annotation, molecular function: calmodulin binding; DNA-binding transcription factor activity; sequence-specific DNA binding. Gene Ontology annotation, cellular component: nucleus.
ACCAAACACAGACUUCAUCUUACUUCAAUAAUAGUAGUCACUGGUUCAAACGAUUUUCUCUUCGGAUUUUCUGUUUUUCCCAAACAUACCCCUCGAAACGCUUUAAAACUUUCCUCUUCUUUCUUAGGUUUUUCCUUCAUUUCUCACUUUCUUUUUUUCCUCUAGUAUCUGUUUCUUAUUUGUUCGGUUAAAAAUUGACCGUAACUUAUAAUAAGUAGCUAAUUUUGCUGAUUUUUAUUUUUGUUAGUUUAAUUUUAUUGUUGGUGUUUAAAAGAUCUGGGAAAAUUAGGGUUCUGAAUUUGGUACUCAGAGAAUGCAGAGGCAAACUAGGUAUAUGGAGAGGACUAAUAGUAUCGCUAGAGGGAAGAGGAGUUUGGAAGGAGAUGAGGAGCAGCAGCCCGAGCGAAAACGACCUGCUUUAGCCAGUGUAAUUGUAGAAGCUCUUAAGGUGGAUAGCCUGCAGAAGCUUUGCUCAUCUUUGGAACCCAUUCUUCGUAGAGUUGUAAGCGAAGAGGUGGAAAGAGCUUUGGCAAAAUUAGGCCCUCCUCGACUUAAUGGAAGGUCUUCUCCAAAACGAAUUGAAGGUCCAGAUGGACGGAGCUUGCAGCUCCACUUCAGGUCCAGGUUGUCCCUUCCUCUUUUCACAGGAGGAAAGGUAGAAGGGGAGCAGGGUGCUGCCAUUCAUAUUGUUCUAGUUGACGCUAACAUUGGACAUGUUGUAACAACUGGACCUGAAGCCUCUGUAAAGCUAGAUGUUGUUGUGCUUGAAGGCGAUUUCAACAACGAGGAUGAUGAAGAUUGGACACAAGAAGAAUUCGAGAGCCAUGUGGUAAAAGAACGUGAAGGAAAAAGACCACUGUUGACUGGUGACUUGCAAGUGACCCUCAAAGAGGGGGUAGGGACACUAGGAGAGCUCACUUUUACCGACAAUUCAAGUUGGAUAAGAAGCAGGAAAUUCAGGCUAGGCUUGAAGGUCGCUUCCGGAUAUUGUGAUGGUAUACGUGUACGUGAAGCAAAGACGGAGGCUUUUACUGUCAAGGAUCACAGAGGGGAAUUGUACAAGAAGCACUAUCCACCUGCAUUGCAUGAUGAUGUGUGGAGAUUGGAAAAGAUCGGAAAAGAUGGGUCAUUCCACAAGAGGCUUAACUCUGCAGGAAUAUUCACAGUUGAAGACUUUUUGCGGCUUGUGGUCAGGGAUCAACAAAAGUUACGAAAUAUUCUUGGAAGUGGCAUGUCAAAUAAGAUGUGGGAAGCUCUAUUAGAACACGCAAAGACUUGUGUGCUGAGUGGGAAGCUUUAUGUUUAUUAUACUGAUGAUUCAAGGAGUGUUGGUGUUGUCUUCAACAACAUCUAUGAGUUGAAUGGCCUCAUUACUGGGGAACAGUAUGUACCUGCUGAUUCUCUAUCUGAUAGUCAAAAGGUCUAUGUAGAUACAUUGGUGAAGAAAGCCUAUGACAAUUGGAAUCAAGUCAUAGAGUAUGAUGGCAAGUCACUGUUGAACUUCAGGCAAAAUAGGAGGUCAAGUGCCCGAAAUGAACUUCAGAUGGGUGCGAUAGAUUACCCUAAUGCUUUAGAUCAACAACUGCAGUUACCACGGUUGCCGGUUUCAGUUCCUACUGAGCAAGUGCAUUCAGGCCUACAGGUUGGAGGUAAGCAUUGGGUAAACUUUUAGUUUUUAAGGAAAUUU